Messenger RNA from Prorocentrum cordatum, 547 nucleotides. Lineage: Eukaryota; Dinophyceae; Prorocentrales; Prorocentraceae. The record is from the annotation of a GenBank genome assembly.
GGUGGACCUGCUCUCUCCGGAGCAGUCUCCCACCGCUCAAGGGGGCGCCCGUACGCUGCGCGGCGGGCCUGGGGCCCGUGCCCCUCCGCUCCCCUCGGCGCGCCCCGCCAUUCGGCUGCGGCGGGCAGGCAGGCAGCGCGGCCGUUGCUUAUGUCGAGCGGUGCUGAGUUGCGCCUCUCUUGCAGCGAGCGGCGCCGGGGACUGGAGCCUCUUAUGGUGGAGGCCGCAGCGGCGAGAUGAAGAAGCGCCACGCGAAGCCGCCACAGUCCACGACGUCCGCGAGGCUUCCGUCCUGGCACCUGCUGGCGGUCUUGCUGUGUGCCGCGGUGGUGUUGUGCUGGGCCCUUAGCGAGGUGCUGCUGCUGCGCGUCCAGUGCGCUGGCGACCCAACCGCGGCCUUGCACACGGACAAGGAGCGCGAGCUCGAGGCGCGCCUCGCGGAAUCGAUCCGCCAGCUCGACGAGGAGCGGCGCCAGCGGCUCGCCGCCGCCGCGGCCGCCGCGCGUGCGCCGCCGCCCGCGGCGGAGGCCUCCGGCGCCUCGCCCUC